Messenger RNA from Porites lobata, 2853 nucleotides. Lineage: Eukaryota; Metazoa; Cnidaria; Anthozoa; Scleractinia; Poritidae. The record is from the annotation of a GenBank genome assembly.
AUGGAAUAUACUCCACAACAGUUAAACUAUUUCAGAAUAUGUUAUAUCGCCUUUAACUUGGUCGCCGAAGGACUUCGGAAAGUCUUCAAACAAGAGUGGAAUUUCCUUUACAUGACAACUCCAUUUGGGGAAUGAAAAGACAUUCCACAAAAUGGCAGUGAUUUCUACAACAACGAAACGGGGAGAAGUCGCACAAAGAAUGCUCGAUAUUUUGCGACAAUACAAAAGGGAAACACAGCAGAGUGGGACUGCAGUUGUCUACUUUUUGCGAUAUUGUUCUCGGAUAGUAUUAGCACCACACUGAGUGCGACAAUCAGAAAAGAGGUCGACGAUCUCCGACAGAUUCGAAACGACAUCGCUCACAUAAACGAAGUUGAACUUACUGAUGCUGAAUUUCAAAAUUAUGUAGCAAGAGUGAUAGCUGCAUUUACAUCUUUGAAACUCUCAACUGAUGAAAUCGAGGAUGUUAAAAACCAGAGCAGCUUUCCCACAGCAGAAGUAAAUAGCUUAAAGAUAAAGGCUGAUGGACUUAAAGCUGAUUUAAAAGCGAAAAAGGAAGAAGUUAAAAAUCUAAACUCUGAAUUACAAUUGACCCGAGACACAUUACAGACCAAGCAGGAGGAAGUAGAAACCCUUACUCAGGAAAUCAAUUCCAAAGUCGAGUCUUUCUGUAGUCUUACAUUCAAGCCAUCGCACCAAAUCAUCAGACGUUCAAAGGAUGUUACAAGAAUCAAGAACAAGCUCGAGGAACUUUAUAAUGAAAGCAAAGAAGCCAUCAGCACCAUUUAUUUAUCAGGAAUUCCUGGCUGUGGCAAAAGCCAAAUCGCUCGUCAGGUGGGACAGGAAGUGUAUGACAAAAGAUUACGUGAAGACAAAGGUCUAAUAUUUGUUGCAACUCUGAAUGCAGAAACCCUUGACUUGCUUGCCAACUCCUAUUUCAAUCUAGCUAAACAACUGGGAGUUACGGAAUACGCUCUGACGAACCUGGCAUCCUCCACGAAGCUCGGUUCAAGUGAAACAAUUCAGCAUUUUAUGCGUUUUAUUUCUACAAAGGUAAAACAAUUUUCAGCCUGGCUGAUUAUUGUGGAUAAUGUUGUUGACCUAUCCUUGGUUGGAAGUUGUCUGCCUCCAACCGCCAGUGAAGAGUGGGGUCAUGGUCAGGUGCUAGUAACUAUUCAAGAUACUCAGUCAAUACCCUUUAACGCUCCUCAUACUUACCAUGAAUCUCUCAAUAAAGGAAUGCAUCCGGAUGACGCAGUAGACCUUUUAAGAGAAGUGUCCCAAAUUUCGAAUCAACAACAAGCUGAGGAGGUUGCUAAAGUUCUCGAGUAUCAGCCACUUGCCUUAGUGGCUGCUGCAGUCUACGUGCAAACAAUUGUCAGCUAUGGUACCCCUAAUUACGGUUGGACAAAAUACCUGGAAACGUUUAACAGCGAGGAACGCGAAGCCAGAGAGGAGUUUUUUGCGAAACAAAACAGAGCAUAUCCCAAAACAACGACUACUGCCAUCAGAAUAGCAAUAACUCGAGCUUUGGAAAGCGACGAAGUUCUUUGUGCAGUUUUAUCUUUGUUUUCUUUGUGCGCAUCUGAUUCCCUACCAAUUGAAGCUGCUGUUGACUUUGUUACAUUUCGUACAAAACAUCAAACAGAAGCGUUGAUUAGAGCAAAAAUUCUGAAAUCCACCAUGAUAACUUGCCUGUAUGACAAAGACGAGACGCCCACUUACUUAAGAGUACAUAAUGUUGUUCAUGAAGUGGUAAAGUCCGCUAUAACAUCUUUCCUGGACCUGACCCAUGAAGCUGAGUGCUUUUCUGUUGCUGUUAGGAUUUUUCAUUCAUUGAUGGAAGAAAACCGGAAUCUUCUACAUGCUAGUGCCCAGGCCUGCGGAAAGUUGAGUAAAAUUGUCAGUCAUUGUAAAGUAUUAUUUCAGUUUAUCAGAACUAAAAUGGUUAAUGAAGAACAAUCAGUAGUUAAUACAUUACUACCGGUAAUUACUCUUGGCGAUUUAGUUUCGUUUCUUACCCUUAUUACUGAAGUUUGUUACCGCCAAAGUAAUUUAUCGGAUGCUUACCUUUUCUCGACUUUAUCCUCUGAUUUUAUAACGUAUCUAAGUGACACUCAAGAUGAUAAAUUGCAAAAGGCGAAACAUUUUGGUGAACGCGGCAAUGUUCACUGGCAACUUGGUCAGUUCUGUCAGGCUAAAGAAUACCAUGAGAAGUCUCUUGCUAUUACAAGAGAGAUUUAUGGUGAACACCAUGGUGACGUAGCGCAAAGUUACAACAACCUGGGAAAUGUUUACAAAAGCCUUGGUCAGUACAAUCAGGCUAAAGAAUACCAUGAGAAGUCUCUUACUAUUAGAAAAGAGAUUUAUGGUGAACACCAUGGUGACGUAGCGGUGAGUUACAACAACCUGGGACUUGUUUACAGUGACCUUGGUCAGUACAAUCCGGCUAAAGAAUACCAUGAGAAGUCUCUUGCCAUUAGAAAAGAGAUUUAUGGUGAACACCAUGGUGACGUAGCGGCAAGUUACAACAACCUGGGAACUGUUUACAGUGAUCUUGGUCUGUACAAUCAGGCUAAAGAAUACUAUGAGAAGUCUCUUGCCAUUACAAAAGAGAUUUAUGGUGAACACCAUGGUGACGUAGCGGCGAGUUACAACAACCUGGGAACUGUUUACAGUAAUCUUGGUUUGUACAAUCAGGCUAAAGAAUACUAUGAGAAGUCUCUUGCCAUUAGAAAAGAGAUUUAUGGCGAGGAGCAUCCUAAAGUCAAAAGAACUUUUAACAAUUUAAGAUUGGUUGAAAGCAAACAAAGAGAACUUAAUCAAACUCUGAACAAAUUUUGCAUUCGGUAA